AUGGCUGAGAAUCUCACUUGUGGUGAAACCAGCGAUUCAUGGAUCACUGACGUCCACGAUGACGUCAUCAUCUGUGGCGUUGGAUUCAUGAACCAUGAUCAACUUCUUUCUAGUAAAGACGAUAACUUUAACGGUAACGGAUCAAACCCGAUGAUGGGUUCUCCGUCGAUGAGAGAAGAGAGAGUCAGAGAGAUGUUGGAGAGAGAGGUUGAGUUCUUGCCAGGAGCUGAUUAUAUCAAGAGGCUGCGUUCUGGGGAGUGGGAGUUGCUUGUUAGGAACCAAGCUCUGGAUUGGAUUCUAAAGGUAUGUGCUCAUUACAAUUUUGGAACACUGUGCUUAUGUCUGUCCAUGAACUACUUGGAUCGGUUCUUAACUUCCUAUGAGCUGCCAAAAGACAAAACAUGGGCAGUUCAGUUGCUAGCUGUCUCUUGCUUAUCAUUAGCAGCCAAAAUGGAAGAAUCAGAUGUGCCUCAAACUGUUGAGUUACAGGUGGGUGAUCCCAAGUUUGUUUUUGAGGCCAAAACAGUUAAAAGGAUGGAGCUUUUGGUACUCAACACAUUGAAUUGGAGGUUGCAAGCUCUAACUCCAUUCUCCUUCAUUGAUCAUUUCAUUCACAAGACCAACGGUCACGUGUCAGAGAAUUUGAUCAAUAGAUCCUCACAAUUCAUCUUGAACACCACAAAGGCCAUUGAAUUCUUGGACUUCAGGCCUUCUGAGAUAGCUGCAGCAGCUGCAGUGUCUGUUUCUAUUUCAGGAGAAAUGAAGUGCAUUGAUGAUGAAAAGACAAUGUCUAAUCUCACCUAUGUAAAACAGCAGGAGAGAGUGGAUGAAUGUUUGAAUCUGAUGAGAAACCUCAUAGGAGAGGAGGUGAAGGGAUCAUUAUCGCCGCAGCAACCGAGAUUAGUGGCAAGAGUGGUACCGGUGAGUCCAGUUGGAGUGUUGGAAGCAACAUGUUUGAGCUAUAAGAGUGAUGAGAGAACAGUUGAGUCAUGUACAAAUUCCUCACAGAGUAGUCCAGACACCACCAACAACAACAAUAAUAGCAACAAGAGGAGGAGAAAACAAUGA
Molecule: messenger RNA, 1068 nt
Organism: Eruca vesicaria subsp. sativa (arugula)
Lineage: Eukaryota; Viridiplantae; Streptophyta; Magnoliopsida; Brassicales; Brassicaceae
Source: the annotation of a GenBank genome assembly